Messenger RNA from Moneuplotes crassus, 873 nucleotides. NCBI's taxonomy places the organism in Eukaryota, Ciliophora, Spirotrichea, Euplotida, Euplotidae. The record is from the annotation of a GenBank genome assembly.
AUGAAACUAGGAUCCUUCUUUACUCCUAAAAAUAUUUGUGCAGCCGGAGGGCUAUUAUUCUCAACGUAUUUUUAUAAUAAAUAUCCAGCUUAUGCGGCCAGUUUUGGGUAUUUGAAAUCAGGAGCAACUGUAAAACCCCACCCAGAUAAGGAGUAUAAAGGUGGCGAAGAUGCAUUAGUGAUCAAAGAGAGAAUGAUCUCAGUUGAAGAUGGAGUUGGAGGAUGGACAGAAGCAGGAUAUGAUGUAGCCAAAUAUUCUAAACAGCUGAUGGGACUUAUCAGUGGUACUUAUGAUGAAAAUCCACACUUUACACCAAAAGAAAUCCUUACUGAAGCUGCAAAACACACAACUGAAAUUGGAUCUACUACUGCUGUGAUUGCAAUUCUUGAUGCUGAUGAAAGAACUCUUGCAACAACAAAUCUUGGAGAUUCUUCUUAUCUUCUUCUAAGACACAACACGCAUGAAUAUCCAAGAGGAAAUUGGCUAAAAAUGUAUAGAAGCCUUGAACAACAGCAUUACUUUGAUUGUCCAUACCAAGUUGGGACUCAUGGAGAUCACCCAUACAAGGCAAAUGAUGAGGUUCACUCAGUAGUUCACAACGAUAUAAUUGUUAUGGCCACAGACGGAGUAUGGGAUAAUACAUUUGACGAAGAAGUUAUCAAAGUGAUCGAAGACAGCACUACUGAAACAGGAAACUUAGAAGACCCCCAAAAAGCUAGCCAAAAAAUAGCUGAAAUAGCAUUUGAACACUCUCAUGAUGAAAACUAUGAAUCUCCAUUCCAAGUGAGUUCUGCAGCAUCUGAUAAAGAGACAAGAUAUGGAGGUAAGAAGGAUGAUAUCACUGUGAUAGUUUCUCAAAUAAAACUUGAAUAG